AUGGCGCCGAGUACUACUACCACGCCGUGUACUGUAGUUAAUCGCAAACGAAAGACACAAACCACAACGGGCGGUAUACUAUCGUUGGUCAAAAGAAAAAAGGCCAAUCAACGCGAAAGAAAUAGAAUGCACGGACUAAACGAUGCGCUCGAUCGUCUGCGAAUGUGUGUGCCACUUCCGGUGAGUUUACCAGCCGCGGCUGUGACCGCGACUCAGUCGGUGUACGAUGAUCAACCCAUCACUUCAUCAGGACCAGUGACAACGCAAAAGUUAUCAAAAAUCGAUACUCUCCGUUUGGCACAAAACUACAUUCUCGUCCUGCUCGAGACGCUGCGUACUGGACGUCGGAUUAAUUUUGAGCACUUGAUUGCCGUACUAGCGUCUCGGUUAAGCCAGGGAACUGUUAAUCUUCUUCGUACGAAACUUCGCCUGGAUCGAGAACUACGGCGUGGUUUGGUGCUGGGUGAAGAGGAUUACUGCGACGCUGCAACCCCGUACUGUUUGUGCGCCGGGGCGAGUUGGCCGAUUCGAUCCGUUCAACAACAGUUAUCAUACCCAGCAGCACGUUCAGUGGAGCAGUGGAGCUACGGGUGUGCUUACUGUCAGUACGAUUACAGGGAGCAUGAUGAUUCUACCUAUCACUGCACGCCUUCCAACGGGUACUAAGGAGACAC
Molecule: messenger RNA, 674 nt
Organism: Anopheles aquasalis
Lineage: Eukaryota; Metazoa; Arthropoda; Insecta; Diptera; Culicidae
Product: neurogenic differentiation factor 6-A-like
Biological process (GO): sensory organ development; axon development; positive regulation of transcription by RNA polymerase II
Cellular component (GO): nucleus
Molecular function (GO): DNA-binding transcription factor activity, RNA polymerase II-specific; E-box binding; protein dimerization activity
Source: RefSeq, a predicted model, not a curated record